Ostreobium quekettii is the source of this 543-nucleotide messenger RNA. Lineage: Eukaryota; Viridiplantae; Chlorophyta; Ulvophyceae; Bryopsidales; Ostreobiaceae. The record is from the annotation of a GenBank genome assembly.
AUGGAAGUAAGGUUGGAUUGGAUGCCAAGAAUUCAUCCCAACUGGACAGGAGACUUCGACGACGACCAUGACGUGGCGGUCAUCGUCCUGCCAGAAGAAUUUCAUGGCGUCUACUCUUCCGAGGCCUUUCCCAACGGCAUACCAGUGCCUCGCCUCGCCGAUCCCAUCCUUGACAUCUACCCCAAUGUGGGCGUCAUUGUGCUGUGGGUGACCGAAACUGGCCUCAGGGCGGCCAAAUUUGUGGUCGUGGACAGAAAGUACUGCUCCGAGCCAUCCUCUGAGUCAAAGGAUCGAGACGUGGGCGGAAAUUUGCUCUGCAUCCAAUCAGACAGCGCCGACGUGUUUGAAGGCCUUUCUGGGGGUCCUGUCCUCAUUUAUGGUGACAGAACCGUGUCUGGCGCCACGGAGAGAUUGGCAAAUCUGGAUUUGGCGGUGGGCGUUGUGUCGUUCCAUGACCAAAAGUGGGCCAAGGGGCGCAUGGCGGUCAGCUUUGUUGGGGCUUCCCGUCUGUGGAUCAAGGAAGUCGAGCGAGAAGUUCGCCUG